UCUAUUGAAAACGCGCCACGGAUCAUCAGUCAGCCGUUUGAGGAGAGUCGAGUCGAGUCACUGAAUCAGCAGGAAUGGCCCCGGUAUCAGUCAAACGCGUUUUAAUAAGCGAAAGCGUCGAUCCCUGCUGCAAAACGAUUCUGCGGGAGAACGGCAUCGAAGUGACGGAGAAGCAGCACAUGUCUAAAGAAGAGUUGAUGGCAGAGAUUCAGGGUUAUGAUGGCUUAGUUGUCCGAUCAGCGACCAAAGUUACUGCUGAUGUCAUCAGUGCUGGCAGUAACUUGAAGAUCAUUGGACGGGCCGGAACCGGAGUCGACAACGUGGACGUGGAUGCAGCCACUAAGAGAGGCAUCAUUGUCAUGAACACUCCGAGUGGAAACACAAUCAGUGCUGCGGAGCUCACCUGUGCUCUUUUGAUGAGCUUAUCAAGACAUAUUCCACAAGCUGUCAUGUCAAUGAAGGAUGGAAGAUGGGAUCGGAAAAAGUUCAUGGGUGCAGAGCUGUAUGGAAAAGUCCUUGGGAUUGUAGGGCUCGGAAGAAUCGGCAAAGAGGUGGCGACAAGAAUGCAGUCCUUUGGUAUGAAGACCAUUGGUUACGACCCCAUCACCCCUCCGGAGGUUUCUGCGAGCUGGGGUGUGGAGCAGAUGUCUCUGGAGGAGCUGUGGCCUCAGUGUGAUUAUAUCACAGUCCACACUCCACUCAUGCCCUCCACCACAGGUCUCCUUAAUGACACUUCAUUUGCUAAGUGUAAGAAGGGUGUGAAGGUGGUGAACUGCGCCCGUGGAGGCAUCAUCGAUGAAGCCGCUCUCCUCCGGGCUCUGGAGUCAGGACAGUGUGGAGGAGCAGGGCUGGAUGUGUUCGUGGAGGAGCCUCCAAAGGAGCGCGCGCUUGUGAACCACCCCAGUGUGAUCAGCUGUCCUCACCUGGGAGCCAGCACUAAAGAAGCACAGUCCCGCUGUGGGAAGGAGAUCGCCCUGCAGAUUGUGGACAUGGCCACGGGCAAAGCGUUAGUGGGAGCCGUGAAUGCUCAGGUGUUGGUGAGUUCUUUCUCUCCUGACUCUCAUCAGUGGAUCCUGCUGGGGGAGUCCAUGGGCAGAGUGCUGAAGGCCUGCACCGCUUCUAAACAACCCUACAGUCAGGUCCACGUCACAUCGCUGGGGGAGUCCUUGAAGAAAUCCACUGGGUUUUUGAGCUCAGCAGCUGUAGUCGGUUUGCUCACUGAAGGUCCUCAGAAGGCCCCUAAUUUAGUGAAUGCGCUGCCUCUAGCUGCGGAGACAGGAAUUACAGUGCAGGCGGAUCAUAAAGACGAUGAGCGUGAGGCGUGUGUGCUGGAGGUCUCUGUGAACGGCAGCAGCUACAAGGCUGUCGGUUCGGUGCAGGCCGGGGGUCCAGUGCUGCUGGAGCUGAGCGGAAGCGUGUUUCGACAGCCUGUUCCUCUCACUGGACACCUGCUGUUCUUCAAAGCCGCCGCCUCCACUGAGCUCCUGCUCUCCGUAACCGGGGUUUUGGCGGCUGCAGGUGUGGAGCUGCAGUCCUUCAGUGCUUCUACUGCCGGCAGUGGUGAGCAGUGGUACUGCAUGGGCAUUUCUUCUCUGCUGGGGGACAUAGGGGCCCUGAAGUCCUUGGUGAAAGAGGCAGCACAGCUCACAGUCUGAAUAUCUGUGACCGAUCCUGAUCUGAACCACGUAACAUUCCAGCAUCUUAAGCUCUAGCCUGAGUUUCGUAGCACUCACAUCGCUCAUCAACACUUCAAUGCCUAAAACAACAGUAUGGAAGAAUAGUCUUAUUUUUACUUUUUGUUGUUUAGUGUUUACUAAAGCCACUGUAUUCCAAAUAUGUGAAAGUGAUUGAUUAAAACAACAACAACCAGUGCUUUGCAGUUGAA
Messenger RNA from Puntigrus tetrazona (Sumatra barb), 1885 nucleotides. RefSeq names its product phosphoglycerate dehydrogenase (gene phgdh). Gene Ontology annotation, biological process: L-serine biosynthetic process. The transcript has 12 exons. The coding region runs from base 75 to 1655 and encodes 526 amino acids. Gene Ontology annotation, molecular function: phosphoglycerate dehydrogenase activity; NAD binding. The record is from RefSeq and is a predicted model, not a curated record. Lineage: Eukaryota; Metazoa; Chordata; Actinopteri; Cypriniformes; Cyprinidae.